Messenger RNA from Solanum verrucosum, 485 nucleotides. Its product is annotated as NADH dehydrogenase [ubiquinone] iron-sulfur protein 5-B. NCBI's taxonomy places the organism in Eukaryota, Viridiplantae, Streptophyta, Magnoliopsida, Solanales, Solanaceae. Bases 83 to 337 code for a protein of 84 amino acids. The record is from RefSeq and is a predicted model, not a curated record. Gene Ontology annotation, biological process: mitochondrial respiratory chain complex I assembly. The transcript is spliced from 2 exons.
GAUCCGCUUUAGCCCUUAACAUCCGAUUCUGAUCACAAUUCACCAAUUUCCAUAGCAGAGGAAGAAGAAAUAGUUUACUCCAAUGGCGUCUGGAUGGGGAAUUACAGGGAACAAAGGGCGAUGUUAUGAUUUCUGGAUGGAUUUCAGUGAGUGUAUGUCUCGAUGCAGGGAGCCCAAGGACUGUGUCCUUCUUAGAGAAGACUACUUCGAGUGUCUUCAUCAUUCCAAAGAGUAUCAACGUAGGAACCGAAUCUACAAAGAGGAGCAGCGCCAAUUGAGAGCUGCUUCACAAAAGAAAAAGGAAGGUGUAGACGGUGGUGGUGGUGGUCAUCACUGACCUUUAUUCUUGAUCAAUCAUGGUUUUAUCAACCAAAAGACAUUGAAGUAAACUGUAUGUUGUUUUGAAUUUUUGAAAUAAAGAAUUAAAUCAGUUGCAUUUGAUGUGAGCUGCAUCAUUGAAAUGACUCAGUUCAGUUUCUUUCUCA